AUGGGUUCCUGCAAGCAUCCUCGAGAAGCGAGUGAUGCGCAAGAUAUCCGAGAGUUUUUUUGGCGGGCAAGGGAGAAUGCCGCACUACAGCGGGGCGGGCCAUUCUUCCUUGAGCGCAUUCUCUUCCCCCGUCUUAACCAACUUCAUUGCGGACGCGGUGGCGUAAUGCCGGACCCGACGCGCGUGUCUUGUGAAAAUGGCACAGGUUCAUUCAAACGGCACGGGGCCCUUGUCCUGCCUCAACGAAUAGAAGCUUCCGCGCAGCUUUGUCGGUGGCAACUACUGCAAUUGAAUGACCUUCGCCGAGUUGUGCCACAGGAUUUAAUUCUGACGUCGUCAAGUCCUAUCACGGACGUUGUAUUUGACAUGCAGGAGGAGUUUGCCGUGGCAUGUCAAGCGCAAUGCCUUUCUGCAUACAGUACAGAGAAGUGGCUCGACGACCACGGGGCGGCUGAUGAGUUCAAUUGCGCUUCCCCGUUGGUUAGAGUGCGGGCACGUGAACAGAGUAAUGUGGGUUUUGGCUUCUCCUCCGUACAGUUUAUCUCAUCCUCGCUCCACCUUAUGGCAGGCUACCACCGUGCCCCGGUAGUUGACAUCUUUGAUUUGGAAGAGGUGGACGAGAGCACCUACGAACCGCAGCAACGCUUCUCGUUGACGGAGGAUUGUGCCAGUGUUCACGGAACAAGGGGCGGCCGCGCCGGGACCAGUGUUGACACAAAUGCCGGAACCAUCUGUGCGAAUGAUGUAGUGGCAGUUACGGAACAAGUUGGCUUGGCAGCACUUUCCUCUGGCCGUGCUGUGUGGCUAGAUCGUCGCACCGGUGCCGCCAUUCCGUGUACCGGUAAUUUUGCACAAGUAUAUAGCAUUGGGCAACAAGGCUCUCGAGCUGCCAUGCGUGUCCCACUCACUGCCGUUGCAUUUCUCUGCCGGGAUACUCCCAUAAACGUCUUGUGUGGAACCCAAUCCGGGGCUGUACAGCUGUGGGACACGCGUUGUGUUCGUGAAUGCAUCGCCGUGCAUCAAACGUCCUCCGCCAUCUGUCGUUUGCACCCUUCCUACGCUUCGUCGCUGCGAGACACCGUGUGGCUCAACAACCACGUUGGAGAAGUGCAGGGAAUUAAUGUGGGGCAUAGUGAUAUUCGCUUGAUCGCGGAGACAAAGUUUGCCGAAGUCACGAGAUUAGGUUUUAUGCCUCGUUUGCCGUUGCCGCGAUUGUCGGUGCUGGAUCCACCUGGUCUCAUUGCUUUCCCCCAUGUUUCGUCGAACUCGCUGAUGCUCCUUGACGUGAGUGCGUUGAUGAAGAAAACACCCACCCCAGCUGCACACAACAAUAAUCCCAGCGUUCUUGACGAGGGUGGCGAUGACGAUGCUGACGAUGAUGAUGAGGGAAAAGAGGAGGAGGGAUGCCAGGCAUCGCAACAGAUGACGGCCACGGAAAACCCCACCGUGGCCUCGUCGGCCGCAGCGCGUGUGGCGGCAGUGCACAAAAUUGCUUUGAAAAAUAUUGUGAACUUUGGGUGGUCUCCAAACAUCUCUGCGUGUGUGAUGUGGACGAAGUACGGGCGCCUCGCUUUGGGCGAUGCUUUGGGUGGCGUGUGGAUUGCAUGA
Molecule: messenger RNA, 1608 nt
Organism: Trypanosoma rangeli
Lineage: Eukaryota; Euglenozoa; Kinetoplastea; Trypanosomatida; Trypanosomatidae
Exons: 1
Coding region: 1-1608 (535 amino acids)
Source: RefSeq, a predicted model, not a curated record